This is a messenger RNA of Musca vetustissima, 684 nucleotides long. RefSeq names its product histone-lysine N-methyltransferase SETMAR. Bases 1 to 684 code for a protein of 227 amino acids. NCBI's taxonomy places the organism in Eukaryota, Metazoa, Arthropoda, Insecta, Diptera, Muscidae. Gene Ontology annotation, molecular function: histone methyltransferase activity; protein binding; zinc ion binding. Gene Ontology annotation, cellular component: nucleus. The transcript has a single exon. The record is from RefSeq and is a predicted model, not a curated record.
AUGGAAAGCAAAUAUUUUGUUGACGAUUAUGAACAUGUUAAUACCGAAGUGGAGUACGUAUUGGAAAAUGUUUUAAGUGAAGAAACAUUAUUAAAUCCAUGUCCAGAAUCAACAGAGUUGGCAGCAUUAUUUAAUACAAUUUUAUUAAAUAAAUGCCCGUGUGAGAAAUGUAACAAAUUAUGUACGCACGGAGGAUCGUAUCAGCUGGAUGCGGAAUCGAAUGAACUAGUGAUUGCAGAAGACAAUUCCAGCGAUUUAAUAUACGAGUGUUCAUCCCUAUGUUCCUGCAAGGUAGAAAGAUGUCACAACAGAUUGGUACAAUAUGGCCCAAGGAAGUAUUUGAAAAUAAUAUUUUCCAAAAAGUUUCAAUCUUAUGGUAUCAUAACUACUAGGGAUAUACCUAUGGGAGCAUUUAUUUGUGAAUAUGCCGGUGAACUCCUAACAAAAAAUGAAGCGGUUAUUCGGAUACGGAAUAAUAAUAGAAAGCGUCAAAUGAAUUAUGUACUCUGCUUGAAGGAACAUUUAAAAUGUCAACAUGGCACAGAAAGCAACAAGGGGCAUAUAACAAUUGUAGAUCCGUCCAAAAAAGGCAAUAUUGGACGUUAUUUAAAUCACAGUUGCAGUCCCAAUUGUCAGAUUUUCAGCGUACGCAUAGACUCACCAAUACCAAAAAUAGGUAAAUAA